AUGGGAACAGCAAAGAACUGGGCUUAUUCCGAGAGAAUAGCCUACUAUUCUCUACUAAAGACAUCUUCUUCAAAUGAACAGAGUGAAGAUUUUCUCAAAGAAGCAAAAAGUAACUUGAUAUUUGCUUUGAGAGAUUCUGCAUGUUGUUAUAGAUUUAGUCCUGAGAAACUCCUGGCAAGAAUCAGGCAUCGAAUAACAUACUACAACUGUGGACAAUCUGGAGGAAUGAAUGCCAAAAUACUGAAAUCAUGGGAAGCCACAGUCAGGCAUCUGGGACAAGAUCUAAUAAGGCAGUGGAAAUCAAAAGUACAAGACUACCAAGGGAAUCGCAUCCCUGUUCGAGGGGUAACGUCCGUCCACGUCGAGUAUGGACCAUACAAGAAAACUCUGCCCAUCACCAUAGUCGAUGGGACCCUGCCAAGCUUGUUGGGACUGGACUGGUUCCGAGCAUUGGGCAUGGGAGUGACUGGAAUCUUCAGAAACGAAGUCAACCUCAAAGACGCACUCAUGAAGGAAUUUGGGGACGUUUUCAGAGACUGCCUGGGCAAGUACACGGGGACCCCUAUUUCGUUUAACUUAGACCCACAAGUUGCCCCUAUUCGUUUAAAGGCUAGGAGGGUCCCGUUCGCCCUAAAGCCCAGGAUUGACCGGGAACUGGAUAAACUAGUAAACCAGGGAAUUCUAGUGCCAGUUGACCAUGCUAAGUGGGAGACCCCUAUAGUCACCCCAGUCAAACCGGACGGGUCGGUCCGGAUUUGCGCUGACUAUAAGGCAACGCUUAACAAAGCGUUGCAAAAGAGUGCUUACCCCGUCCCGGUGGUACAGCACUUACUGCACUCAAUGGGGCAAGGGCAGGUUUUUGCCAAGCUAGACUUGACCCAAGCCUAUCAACAGCUGCCUGUAGAUAACAGCACAGCCGAAGCGCAGACAAUUGUGACUCACAGAGGGGUUUUUAAGUGUACCCGGUUACAGUUUGGGGUUAGUGUGGCUCCAGGGUUAUUUCAGAACCUAAUGGAGCGUCUAUUGCAGGGACUACCAGGGGUGGUACCAUAUUUUGACGAUGUACUGGUAUCCGCUGAGAACCUAGAGGAAUUAGGGGUAAGGCUGCGAAAAGUUUUGGGCAUUUUCCGAUCUGCCGGUCUCAAAGUUAAACUGAACAAAUGCCAGAUCGGGGUUGAAUCUGUGGAAUUCCUGGGCUACCGGAUAGACAGGGAAGGGAUUCACCCCACUGAAAGCAAGGUACGGGCCAUCAGGAAGGCCCCGGUCCCAAAGAACAAAACGGAGUUGCAGGCAUUCUUAGGUCUGGUCAAUUUCUACGUGGUAUUCUUAAGAAAUAAGGCAACAGUAGCCGAGCCGCUUCAUAAACUACUAGCAAAGACGGCUGCAUGGUCUUGGGGAAAGGCGGAAGCUAGGGCAUUCGAAGGGGUAAAGAAUCUCUUAUCGAGUGAUAGCCUCCUUAUCCAAUACAAUGGCACGCUGCCAUUAGUGUUAAGCUGCGAUGCAUCUCCCUAUGGGGUGGGGGCUGUGCUCAGCCACAGGUUGCCAAAUGGCACAGAAGCCCCUAUUGCAUACUACUCCCGAACCAUGUCAUCAGCUGAAAGGAAUUAUAGCCAGCUUGAUAAGGAAGCCUUGGCUAUAGUCUCCGGAGUAAAGAAAUUCCAUAAAUAUGUAUUUGGUCGUGAUUUCGAAAUCAUCACGGACCAUAGACCUUUGCUAGGCCUGUUGGCAGGCGACCGCCCAACGCCCGUGGCACUUUCGCCCAGACUGACCAGAUGGACUAUCUUUCUAGCGGCGUAUUCUUACAAACUACUACACCGGCCAGGAAAGGAUUUAGGGCACGCAGAUGCACUGAGCAGAUGCCCGUUACCAGAGACUAUCGAAGACCCCACUCCGGGGACACCAGUUCUGCUAAUUGACUCUUUGGACUCUGGCCCAGUCACAUCCAAAGAGGUGGCUCGGGCUUCGUACAAGGACAUUACAAUAAGGACUGUAAUUGGUUGGGUACAAAGAGGUUGGCCCGCUGCGCCGGGCGAGCGUUUUAAAGAAUUUGUAAAAAAACGUGGGGAACUCUCAGCUCAAGGGGGGUGCCUGCUAUGGGGGGAUCGAGUGGUGAUCCCGGAGAAAUUGAGGGAAAAGGUAUUGGAGCUCCUUCACGAAGGCCACCCAGGGAUCGUGAGAAUGAAGGGUCUAGCGAGAAGCUAUGUGUGGUGGCCCUUAAUGGACACGGAAAUUGCUGAAAACCUAGUGUGGGCACACAACUACAGCGAGGGCCCGACCUGGUUAGCAGGAAAAAUCCUAGAGAUAACAGGACCAAAAUCAUAUCUAGUAGAGAUAGAGGAUGGCCGGGUAUGGGAGCGCCACAUA
Molecule: messenger RNA, 2364 nt
Organism: Ahaetulla prasina
Lineage: Eukaryota; Metazoa; Chordata; Lepidosauria; Squamata; Colubridae
Exons: 4
Source: RefSeq, a predicted model, not a curated record